GAAUAAAUUUUGAUUGACCAAAGGAGGACAUGGUAAUAAUUUAACAUGUUUUGUGGGAAGUUCUAAUUUCUAUGAUUUUCUAAUUCAUUUUAAAAUAUGCUUAUUUGUUUGAGACUUUGAGGUAUAUUAGUACACUGUACACAUGCUUCGUUCUCCGUAUUCAGUUACAAAAAUUAAAUAGCUUAUUUAUUUAUUUAUUUUUUUAAUUUUUAUUUUUUAUUAUUAAAGUCCUGUAUUGAAAAAUGUUUUUAUUUAUUUAUUUAUUUUUAAGGCUACUUCCAUCUGAGACAAAGGGAGUAUCUAAAAUACUCUUGGAAUUUGUUUUCACAAAUUGGUUCUCCAUUUAAGUGCCUUGCUUUCCUUUCACUUGCAUAGUGAAGUGCAAAAUUGGUUAAUGUGAUCAGCAAAUUUUAAUUAUGUAGGGAAAUUUGGGGUUAUUUUUGGUGGGGCGUUGAGGCCAUUAAGGGGCUAUAGGCCCACAGUAUUCCAUUGAUUUCCUCUUUAACUCCUGAUUUUACAAAGUUUAGACGUGUAUGUUACUUACUUCGUUCUCUAAAUAUUACCACAUGGGGAUGAAACACGGAUUUUAAGAAGAGGAGAGAGAUAGAGAGAAAUUAAGAUUGGAACCCUUGUGAUAAGGAGAGAGAAAGAGAGAAAACAUGUGCUAAUAGGAAAAUGUUACAAUAUUUGUGAAUUAUCCUAAAAUGAUAACUGUUGCAAUAUUUGUGUAAUGGAGGAAUUAUUAUAUUAGGUUCAUGUAUAUUGUUCAAACUGUGCUAUCCCUAUGUAAUAAUCUUUGGGAUCUAAUAGGAACAUCAAUUAGCAUGAAUGCAUGAUAUAAAAAAUCACCACACUUAAAGCUAAGCUGUCCACACCCAUGGAGAUGGAGAACUAUUCAUCAUGUUGGGUUUAUAUAAAUAGGUUAAUAGUAAUCAUCGGGCAUCCUACAAAUAAAAUAUAUAGUGGUAAGUUCAAAAUAUUGCAUAUAGCAAGAAAUAGAGGAAAUUUUUAUCAACAAACUUCAACAAUAUAUCAAAACAUACACAAACCAUUAUCUACCAAUAAUGUUAACAAUAACAAUUAUGACAAAAUGACAAAUGUAUAGUCACAUCCCUCAUCUUACAAUAAAGAAAUAUUUAUAUACACUAACAUGAUUGAUGAAGAAAUAUUUAUAUGCAUUGACAUGAUUCUCAUGCAAAUCCUUGUCGAGUUUUCACCCACUCAAUUAUAAUGCAUCGACCAUCUUAUAAAUAUGAAAUUGCAAACCAAAGAGACAAUUAAAGAGAGCAUUAAUUAAGCUCCAAACCACAAAUAAUUUUUAAAAAAUGGCACAAGUGAAGUUGGUCUCAGAAUGCUUCAUCAAGCCAAAUCCUGAGGCUGUUAGUGAAGCCUCAAAGAAACCUUACAACUUAAGUCCUAUGGACAUUGACACAUUAUGCGCUAACUACAUGCAAAAAGGUCUCAUGUACACCAAACCUUAUGAUGCUGGUUUUCAAACUGAGGUUUUCCUGCAGAAACUUAAACACACCUUUUCUCUUUCUCUCGUCCAUUUCUACCCACUAGCUGGCCGUUUCGCUACCCGAACUUUCCCAGAUGAGCAUGCUUGUUGCAUUUUCCUUGAUUGUGUCAACAGCCCUGGUGCUAGAUUUAUCCAUGCUUCCCUAGACUCCACUGUAUCUGCUGUUCUCUCUGGCACCGACGUCCACCCUGCUUUCAGAUCCUUUUAUGAUCUUGGUGAGAGGGCAAUUAAUUAUGAUGGCCACACCAAUGCUCUGUUAUCACUUCAGGUCACAGAGCUUGUAGAUGGAAUAUUUAUUGGAUUUUCCUUCAGCCAUUCAAUAGGGGAUGGCACUUCCCUUGAACAUUUUAUCACCACCUUGUCAGAGAUUUUCAAUUCUGUCGGUAAUAACCUGCAAAAUGGGGAAGAACUAACCUAUGUCCCCAUCUCUAGGGAACCAAUCUUCGAGCCCUUCUUUCCUGACGGAUAUGGCCCAGUUCUUAAGCUACCAUAUGUUGAACCAUCUGAGUUCUUGUCCCGGGAAAAUCCUGCCUCCAUUAGAGAGAAAAUAUUUCAGUUUUCACGUGUGUCAAUGUCAAGGCUUAAAGCCAAGGCGAACAACGACAUACGUAAAGAAGGAAACCGUAAUAAUGAAAUAUCCUCUUUCCAAGCGCUGUCAGGGCUUAUAUGGAGGGCUAUUACUCGAGCUCGGAAACUAGACCCUGAAAUGGAGACUAACUGUUCUCUUACCAUGAACCUGAGGCCUCGUUUGAUUCCUCCACUUUCGCAAGAGUACUUUGGGAAUUAUUUCUCAAGGAUUAGGGCCAGUUGCAAAGUUGGGGAGCUCUUAAACACUGGCUUAGGCUGGGGUUCAUUGUUGCUUCAUGCAAGUCUAAAAAAUGUGGAUGACAAAGCAAUUAUUGAAUCGUUCAGGAAGUAUUGUGAGGCUCCAAUUGUAGGCCAACUAGCUAAUGAUUCCGCGUUCUUUGGGGUUAAUUUUGUUAAGAUUGUUGGGUCGCAUAGGUCCAAUUUGUUUGGGACUGAAUUCGGGAUGGGAAGACCUGUAGCUAUUCGUACCGGAAACGUCAAUGAAGUUGAAGGAAGAGUGUCUGUUAGUCAAGGAAGUGAAGGGGCAGGGAGCGUUGAUCUAGAGGUUUCCCUUGCGCCUCCAACUAUGAGUGCUCUUGAAAUGGAUGAAGAGUUUAUGAGCUUUGUUACACUUGGUUAAUUCUUCAAAGAUCUAGCGUUACGUGUUACUAUGUAGGAUGCGAGCCCAACAAGUCUUACAUGCAUCCGACACAUGAUUGUUGUGCAGUGAUUAGAGUCCGGAGUAUGCUGCGCGGGCUGGAGAGUGCUAUGAUCCACUGAGCCUGUAGUUUUGUGUUUGCUACUGGGCAGUGUCUUGUGGGUUGCAAGACUGCAACUCUAGCAAGUAUAAUAGCAAGUUUAAUAAUUAGUCAAGGUUAGCCAAAUUUGACCAGAAUGUCUUAUGUAAGCUAAUCUUAGACCGAAGGAGUAUUUGUUUAUAAUAUCAAUAUCUUUGCUGUAUUGUUUUUGUUAUCAUGGAGUAGAAAGAAGGUUGAAAAGAGCUGGUUAAUCAACUAAAGGAUAUUGUCAUCAAUUCAAUUGUACAGAAAAAGUUUAUAAUUUAAAUGAUAUGAAAGUUACACUUUAA
Chenopodium quinoa (quinoa) is the source of this 3173-nucleotide messenger RNA. RefSeq lists its product as uncharacterized. Bases 1326 to 2726 code for a protein of 466 amino acids. The record is from RefSeq and is a predicted model, not a curated record. The transcript is spliced from 2 exons. NCBI's taxonomy places the organism in Eukaryota, Viridiplantae, Streptophyta, Magnoliopsida, Caryophyllales, Amaranthaceae.